AUGUCUGGCUACCGUCAAGAGAGGCCGCUGCCGGGCACUGCCAGGAAUGUUCGCCGGGAUGAGAUGCAAAUGGAAGCGUCAAAUCAGAUGAAGCCGGUGGUGCGAUCCGUCACAAGCACCGGGCCAAGAGGUCGCAUCCCUCAGCAAAGCCCGGUCACCGCAUUUCUGCGUGAGAUUGGCUUGGGACAAUAUGCCCAAGCAUUGCGGACCCAUGGUUUUGAGGACCUCGAGACGCUCAUGGCGAUGCGUGAGGAACACAUGCGCGAAGUGGGAAUGGCAACGGGGCACAUUGUGAAGCUGAAGCGCCAUUUGUGCGAGUGCGAGCCGAACCACUUCUUGGCCACGGCCUCCCCUCUUCGGGCCAGCAUCGGUGGACCGCGAAAAGUCGAUUCGUCGUUGGUGGCCAUGACGGCAGUUCAGCGAAGUUGGCAGCAAGUGAAGGAACUUGGCACAGAUGUUGCUGGUGGCCUGUUCUACAAGAAGUUCUUUGAAGUGGAGCCUUCGGCCAAGGCACUCUUCCCCAUGUCCGUGCGCCUGCGCUACAAGAAUUGGGAUUCAGACCAACAAGAGACGGAUGACAUGUCGGAGUCUCCAGCGUUGCGGAGGCUCUGGGGCCGAUUCAUUGAAGUUAUUGGCAGCGCAGUUGCUGGCCUCCAAGACACGGCAAAGAUGGUUCCCAUGUUGCGAGAGCUUGGGAUGCGCCAUGUUGGAUAUGGCCUGAAGGCUGAAUACUUCGACCUGGCCGGUGCAAUUCUGCUGGAAAUCCUGGCAGACUGGCUCGGGGAGAGCUUCAACAAGGAAGUGGAGAAUGCCUGGGUGAUGGUCUCCGGCUUCGUGAUCGCCACGAUUGCUUCGGGCUACACCGCCGCCGUGGAGGGGAUCCGGGCGAAGGAGGGAGAGUUGAGGUCCCUUAUGGUUCUUGUCUAA
This is a messenger RNA of Symbiodinium necroappetens, 927 nucleotides long. NCBI's taxonomy places the organism in Eukaryota, Dinophyceae, Suessiales, Symbiodiniaceae. The record is from the annotation of a GenBank genome assembly.